CUAGCUGGGUUACAAGAAUCUGAACAUGCUAGUCAGCAAUUUGAAAAAAAAGAUAAUCAGAAUGACCUGUUAUUUUCACUAAAGCAAGAAUCACAGCAUGGUAGCCUAAGGACAGAAAACAAGAUUGAUGAUACAAAUGAGCCCCAUGUGACCAUCGCUUCUGAGAAUAGGACAAAGCCACCGAAACAAAAGAUGUCAUUUGGUCAACAAACAUACAGCAUCAUUUCACUGGGGGAAACUGCUUGGUUAAACAGAAGAUCUGGCAAAUUAAUGAGAAACCAAAGCCAGCAGACUAAUGAUAGUUGGCUUCAGAAUUAUAGAGAGAAAAAACACAAACUUGCCAGUAAAGAUAUUCUGUCAAAGAGAAAUGAACCUGAGGUUCAAAAAUCUCAAAGAAUCAGUCCAGAGUCAGGGAGUAGUGAACAAUCCACUGUGUUUGAGGCCAGAAGAAGCAGAGAACAGGCUGCUGUGCUUGAGUCCCUUAAGGACAGUAAGCAGUCCCCAAGUCUAGAAUCCCAGAGAAGCAGCAAACAGCUUAUAUCCCUUGAAACUGAGAAUACGAGUGAACUGCCUGCUAUAUCGGAGCCCCAGAAGAGUGAACAGUCUGUUGUUCCAGAAUCUCAAACAAGUGGUGAAUGGUUUGCCAUGCUUUAUUCCCAGAAGGUUGGUGGCCAGCUCACCGUUCCAGAAUAUCAAAGGGAUAACAACGAAUCCAUGCUCUCUGAGCUCUGGAAAGGUGGGGAGCUGUCUGCUGCCUCAGAAUUCCAAAGGGGCAGGGAAGAGCCCACUAUAUCUAAAUCCCAGAAGGCCACUGAACACUCAGUUGCUCCUGACUUCCAAAGGAACAGCAGAGAGACUAUUUUUCCUGCAUCUCGAAGAGGUAGUGAAAAAUCUACAGUGUCUGAAUCCUGGAGGGCCAGUGAAGAACAUGAGUUCCAGAAGGCUACUGAGCCACCCAGCAACAUACAGUCCCACAAGACUAGUGAACAGUUUUUUAUGAGUGGAUCCAAAACCAACUUUUUUCCUGAGAAAUGGGAGCCCAGUGAGCCAUUCUUCUUGCCUGAAUUCCAGAGAGCCACUGAAACUUCCAGCAUGCCCCAUUCCCAGAGGGCUAGUGAACCCCCCAGCAUACCCCAGUCCCAGCAGCCUAGUAAACCACCCAGCUUGUCCCCAUCCAGGAAAGGUAGUGAACCACCCAUAUCCCAGAAAGCUAGUGGAUUACUUCCUGUAUCUGGGUCCCAGAAGACAGAUCUUCCCCCAGUUUCUGAGUCCUGGACUGACAGAAAACAAAUCAUUUCUUCAGAAUCUGAAAUUGGCAGUGAAUAUCCCACUUUGCUUGACUUACUUAAAGGCAGUGGACAGGCUGAUGUUCAAGAAUUCCCAGAAUGCAGUGAACAGCCCAUCUGCCCUGAGUCCCAGAAGUUGGAUGAACCUGCUGUACCUGAGUCCCCAAAUAAUAGUGAACAGCCCACUAAUCCAGAAUUCCAAAGAGGCAGUGAACACUCUUUUGUGCUUGAAUCCCAAAAGAGCAGUGAACAACUUGCUGUAUUGGAGUCCCAAAUGGAUAGCAAACAGCCUGUCAUCCCUGAAUCCCAAAGGAGCACUGAACUAUUGAUUGAAUCCAGAUACAGGAGGGACAGUGUGAAGCCUGAUACAUCAGAAUCUCAAAGAUGCAGUGAAACACUCAUCAUGCCCAAAUCCCAGAGAGAUGGUGAACAAGCCAUCAUGCCUGAGUCCUGGAAUGUUAGCCAACAAUCCACUGCAUCACUGCCCCAGUGGGAAAGUAAGCAGCCUGCUGUGGUAAAGGCAGAACCCCAGCUGGAUGCUGAAAAAGAGAAUGAAGUAGUUGGGGAUAGUACUCUUGAAAGUGACAUAAAUCAGUCAAAACAAAAGCCUUCAUUUUCUGAAAAAGCUCAGCAAACAUAUAGCAUUAUUUCAGUUGGAAUUAAUACCUGGAUAAGCAGCAGAACUGGUAAAUUAAUUACAUGUAGUAGUCAACAAACUGAGAGAAGUUGGCUUCAGGAUCACAGAGCAAGAAAAGUAAAUCUCACAUCUAAAGGAAGCUUGGCUAGGAAUUUUGCAGCUGAAGCAGCAAAAACUGAAUUUGAUAAAAUACAUCACCCUGAGGAUGACAGAAAGGAAGUUGUAGCACAGCAAGAUACUUGUAAGGAUGAAUCUCAACCUGAGAAUCAGAUGACAGCAGCAGCAUUGAUUGAAGACAAAGGACUAAUAUCUUCUGAAGGUCAUGAAGCAGAAAAAGAACUGCAGGAGUCUUGCAAAGAUGAACCCAUUGUGGGAAGCCAACAAGAGGAGUCGCUGCAGUCCCAAAGAGUGAGUCUACAGGAGGAUGCUUUAAUAGAUGGAGUCCCAAAGCCUGUGAUACUAGCUUCCCAACAAUCUGGCCAAGAGAUAGUGAUGGUGGCAUCCAAACUGGCUGAGGUGGUAGAAUCAUCCCAACCCAGCGAACAUGCAAAUUUUCCAUCUCGAUGCAUCAGCCAACAGCCAGAGGUGACAGCAUCCCAACAAAGUAGCCAGCAGACAGAGAAAGCAGCAUCCAAGCAGAUUAGCCAGCAGGCAGCGAUAGCAACAUCCCGGCAGCCCAGCAAGCAGGCAGAGGUGGCAGCAUCCCGACAUGCCAGCCAGCAGGCAGCGAUAGCAACAUCCCGGCAGCCCAGCAAGCAGGCAGAGGUGGCAGCAUCCCGACAUGCCAGCCAGCAGACAGAGAUAGCAACAUCCCGGCAGCCCAGCAAGCAGGCAGAGGUGGCAGCAUCCCGACAUGCCAGCCAGCAGACAGAGAUAGCAACAUCCCGGCAGCCCAGCAAGCAGGCGGAGGUGGCAGCAUCCCGACAUGCCAGCCAGCAGACAGAGAUAGCAACAUCCCGGCAGCCCAGCAAGCAGGCGGAGGUGGCAGCAUCCCGACAUGCCAGCCAGCAGACAGAGAUAGCAACAUCCCGGCAGCCCAGCAAGCAGGCGGAGGUGGCAGCAUCCCGACAUGCCAGCCAGCAGACAGAGAUAGCAACAUCCCGGCAGCCCAGCAAGCAGGCGGAGGUGGCAGCAUCCCGACAAGCCAGCAAGCAGACAGAGAUAGCAACAUUCCGGCAGCCCAGCAAGCAGGCGGAGGUGGCAGCAUCCCGACAAGCCAGCCAGCAGACAGAGAUAGCAACAUCCCGGCAGCCCAGCAAGCAGGCGGAGGUGGCAGCAUCCCGACAAGCCAGCAAGCAGACAGAGAUAGCAACAUCCCGGCAGCCCAGCAAGCAGGCGGAGGUGGCAGCAUCCCGACAAGCCAGCAAGCAGACAGAGAUAGCAACAUUCCGGCAGCCCAGCAAGCAGGCAGAGGUGGCAGCAUCCCAGCGAGCCAGCCAACAGCAAGAAAUAAUGACAUCUCAACAGGGGGAAGGAAUGGCUCUCCAAAUAAGCAGGAAAUUGGACUUGGAGCAGGAACUCAGACAAGGAAGCAAGCAGUAUAUGAAACACGAAUUUCACUGUAAUAACAUCAUUUGGAACACAUCAGCAAGUGAAGUUCAGCAGUCUUGUGAGUCUGAAAGCAGGAGUACCCUUGACAGUUUAACAUCAUAUACAGAGGGAGAAGAUGAAGCUCAGCAGACAUACAGCAGAAUUUCUCUAGAAAAUGGUGUCUGGCUAAAUAGAAAAACUGGAAAAUUACUGAGAAACCAUAGCCAGCAGACAAGUUUGAGCUCAUUUAGUAAAACAACUCUGGAGGACAAUGGAAAUUCCGCAGGAUGUCCCAAAUCCCCCACAUCUGAUGUGAAAGUGAGUGAAAUAAAACCUGGUCAGGCAACUUCCAGUAGCAGUGAACCAGCUCAAAUGGUUUUAUCAAAUCUCAGCAUUCUGCAAUCUUGGGAAGAAGAGCAGAGUACUGAGGAAGUUGAGAAAGUGCUAACUUCUCAUGUAAGUGGGACUACUCCUCUGAGUGUACAAUCAUCCUUAGCUUAUGUAGAAGUGAAAUAUGACACCAUGCUCACUUGUAAUUCAGUAUCUGUGCCAGAAGGAAGCUGGAUAAAUCUUAAAACUGGCAAGGUACUAUCAUCUCAUUAUCAGCAGACAGAUGAAUCUUCCUUUCAGAAAUUUGAGGAAGACGUGCAACCAAUUCGGCAUCCUAGCUAUACACCUGAGCUGAGUUGUUAUGAUCUGACUGAUAGAGAGAUAAGUGAAGGUUCACAACCAACCUGCUGUAGUGAUGCAUAUAUGGAAUCUGAAAUGCCUGAUGGAUAAGAUUAUUGCUUUGAAGUGAUUGAGACUGAGAUAGACACUUCUGCUAUGAAAAAGAAACUUGGAAUUUUGAUGGAUGGUGGUUGGAAUACCACAAGAAAGAGUUCCAGGAAAAUGGAUAGUGAAAUAAAAAUGGGAAAAGCUGCAUAUUUUGUGGUUCAUCUGCUUCAGUGAUAAUUAAUCAAUUUAUGGCUCUAUACCACUUCCUCACUUCUCUAUAAGAGACAGGGUAGGCUGAAGUUCAGUUCUGUUUACAGAUACAGUAUGCAUUCAUCAUUUGCUAGCUGCAAAGUCAAGUGAUGACUGGCAUAUCUGAAUGAGCCAUCCUAAGUCAAAUACCAUGACAGAGUUAUGUUAUUCCAUAUCACUUCCUAUAUAAAUUAAAUUGAAAUAAAUGUGCCUAUUAUAAAAGCAUGGUAUAGAUGACUUUUUGAAGGAAGCAUGAGUAUUUUAAUAUUUAACAAGCAUACUUUUAAUUCUCAACAUUGUUUCCCUUGAUUAAAUGUGGCUACCUCCAUUUAAUCAACUAAAAUAUAAUUGGCAAAUCUACUUACUGAAAACAGAUAAG
Messenger RNA from Candoia aspera, 4798 nucleotides. Its product is annotated as microtubule-associated protein futsch-like. The record is from RefSeq and is a predicted model, not a curated record. The coding region runs from base 193 to 4233 and encodes 1346 amino acids. NCBI's taxonomy places the organism in Eukaryota, Metazoa, Chordata, Lepidosauria, Squamata, Candoiidae. The transcript has a single exon.